AUGAUCAUACGACUUUUAGGAUUAGACAAAUGGGCACGUUUUGUUAAAAUAAUAGUAAAAAAUGGUGGCCCUAUUAAGUCGAUUUAUAAAUUGUGGCGAAAUGAUACACUAAAAGAGGGAAAGUUCGUCGGAAGUGAUAGUUUUGGAAAUAAAUAUUAUGAGAACCAUUACUAUAUCCUCGGGCGCAGUCGCUGGGUAGAGUAUAACCCACUUGUUAAGUGGGAAUAUGAUGCCAGCCAAGUGACACCUGAGUGGUUUGGUUGGCUACAUUACAAAACUGAUCGAGUGCCAAGCGAUGAUUGUGCCAAGUAUUCCCUGAUGUCUUGCUCUUAUGUUCGCUGCUGGUUGCUUCCUCACUCGGAAAAUCUUUCUGGCACUGACCAAGCUUACUAUCCCUAUUCAACUACAAAAGCGCGUAUUAAUGUCUGGGACGGUAAAUAAAACGUAUUAUUGACGCUAUAAAGUCAGGGGAAUCCAUAAAUUACAUCACACGAAUUUCACGAUUUUGCGAG
Molecule: messenger RNA, 512 nt
Organism: Melitaea cinxia (Glanville fritillary)
Lineage: Eukaryota; Metazoa; Arthropoda; Insecta; Lepidoptera; Nymphalidae
Product: probable NADH dehydrogenase [ubiquinone] 1 alpha subcomplex subunit 12
Exons: 3
Coding region: 1-441 (146 amino acids)
Biological process (GO): response to oxidative stress; mitochondrial respiratory chain complex I assembly
Cellular component (GO): membrane
Source: RefSeq, a predicted model, not a curated record